CGCGGCCCCGCCCUUUCCCCCUCACAGAGAGAGGGGGAAGGAGUGUAGAGAAGUAUCCAGGUGCGAAAGACUGCGAGGUUAGCGGCAUGCGCACGCGCAGCGCCUCCGUCCUCGCCUAGGUGCGCAAGACCACGCCCUUUUCUCCACCUCCCAGCAGCUCCGUUCGGCAACGCCUUGCGCACCGGAGCUCAGAAGGUGGGGCGCGCGCGCAGCGGCCGGACGGGUCUCGCAGCUGCAGUGAGCUCACUUUCUCGCUCUUGUGCACACCUAAGCCACAGCCGGAGCCCCCUCCGACGUCCUCGGCAGCCCACGCUACACUCAACUUCAGCAUAAGGCGGCGGGCGACGCGAAUUCCUUUCUUCGAAUCUUCCCCGCACCCACCUGAGCGUGAGCCGCGAAGGCCGACCAAUCGGCGGCGGCGGCGACCGGAGCCUCUCCGACCGCACCUCCCCCGCCCCCACCUGCGGAGACCGACCAAUCAGCGGCGGCGGCAGCUGAAUCCUCUCUGACCGAACUGCCCACGCCUCCCUCUCGGACCCUUUCCCUCAGCAACGGUCCUCGGCUGCGGCUCGCGCGGGACGGUCGGAGCACGGCCCGGGAUGGGGCAGCAGCCGCACUUCCCGGCUCUGCUCCCCCUGCUGGGGGUCCUGCUCCUGGCCGGGGCAGCUUGGAGCUUCGACUACCACCCCGCCAGCCUUAGAGGCUCGGAGGAGCCAGCCGACCUUCAGGACUUGUGCCAUGCCCCCAGGGUGGUAGGUAGGUGCAGAGCCUCGAUCCCAAGGUGGUGGUAUAAUGUCACAGAUCAGGCUUGCCAAACAUUUGUCUAUGGAGGUUGUGGUGGAAAUGAGAACAACUUCCUAACACGAAAAGAAUGUCUCAGAGUGUGUGCUGGAGUUACAGAGUACUCUGCUAACGAAGCCCCAGCCAGGAGGAGUGGAGCACAUGAACCUGGCCCAAGUGCUCCCAAAAAGCAAGAUUCGGAAGCGUUUCCUGGCAAUGAUUUCAACUACGAAGACUACUGCGCAGCCAAAGCAGUGACCGGUCCCUGCCGGGCAGCCUUCCAACGAUGGUUCUUUGAUGCUGAGAAGAAUACCUGUGCCCAUUUCAUCUAUGGAGGAUGUCGAGGCAAUAAAAACAGCUACCUGACCCAAGAGGACUGCAUGUCAAAAUGUUUUGGCAAGCGCACCUAUAACUCAUCUCAUCCUGUCGUCCCCCACUCCACCAAAGGGGAGCAACGGCCCAAGUGGACUUGUGCCUCAGGAGUUGCCCUUUCUGGAUCCUUCUGCCUAGAACCUCUCUUAUCUCCAGCCGUGGCCUUGGCGGUGCUGCUGGCAGUGAUGGCGGCCGUCCUUCUGGGAGCCAUGGUGGUCAUCUUUAUCAAGAUGGCCCGGAAGAACCAGGCGAGUGCGUUCAGCACGGUGUGGAGUCCCAUCGAUGACAAGGAGUACCUGGUGAAGAGUGCCUACACCCUCUGAGGAGGCUGGGGAUCCCCCCGCCUGUGAGCAGUGGCAGCAGCAUCCCUUUGCUUCCAUCUUAAUAUGCAAACUGCAACAGGGGCUCAAAAUCUGAUCAGUGUAAAUAUGAGAAAUUGUUGGGUGAGGGGAAGAAGGGAAAGCAAAUUGUAGAAAGGCUGCGUGUUGGGUAUUUUUGUUUCCUCUUUAGUUUUUUAAGUGCGAUUGAUUUGUGUAUGACCUAUUUUUUAUUCCAAGAGGCAAGCGAAGCACGCUUCCGAGUUUUGUUUGUUUAGGGGGGAGGGGGGCAGCUGGGAAGUGGCAUUUUGGUUCAGAAAUAUUUCUAAAGAAACCAAAGCACGGAUUCUUAUUUUAGGAUUCUGAAAGGGGGUAGAGGAAGAAAUGUGAAAGAUGAAUGAAUAAAAGUGCCUUCUCUUUGAAAA
This is a messenger RNA of Monodelphis domestica (gray short-tailed opossum), 1894 nucleotides long. It is a transcript of the gene SPINT2, whose product is annotated as serine peptidase inhibitor, Kunitz type 2. NCBI's taxonomy places the organism in Eukaryota, Metazoa, Chordata, Mammalia, Didelphimorphia, Didelphidae. Gene Ontology annotation, molecular function: serine-type endopeptidase inhibitor activity. The record is from RefSeq and is a predicted model, not a curated record.